AUGUUUAAACAAAAUCCAAUUCUUAAUCUAUUUUCUGAUGAAUUUGAUAUCAGUUCCUUUUUCUGUCAAAAUAGAUAAUUGAAUAAAUUGAAAAGGUAAGAUAUAGUUAAAAAAACAGACUAAAGCUAUGAUUAUAGAUUGAAAAGAAUGAUAAUUGAUUGUGGGAAUAAAUGUGGGAUUAAGUAUUUGAGACCUAAUAAAAAUCAGAUAACAUUUAUGAAGAUUAGAAAUUGUUCUAUAAUGUGUAAACAAAGUACGAACAGUGAAUUGCCUAUUAUGAAUUAAAGAACAAGAAAUAAGAGUGUGUAACCAUCUCGAAUUGAGUAACAAUUUGAGAUAGGAGCUUGGACUAAGGAGAGUUGGUCAAGUGUCUGAAAGGAGAAUAAAAAUGAUAAUUGUAUAUAUUUAGUUGUUUUUAUUAAAAAAUCCGUUUUUGUCAGGCACGUUUUAGGCUUUGGAGAAAAACAAAAAAAAUAUUAUUAUUAAAAUGAGACUUGCCUUGUGCUUAUUGGUUAUUUUAGCCGUUGCCAGUGCUACACCAAAAUUCAACUUGGAUUACUCCAAGAAGAGAUCAAUGACAGCAGUCAUGGCUGAAGUUGAAGCCAAAUUAAAGAACAAAUCACCACUCGAUGCUAUUUUGAACGUAUUGAGAGACUUCAGAGAUGCUGUUAACACAGAAUAAGUUAACCACGAUGAAAUUUACAACGUCUAAGUCACAGAAUGUGAUUCUGAAAAUGCUUUCAGAAGAGCUGAAGUCACUGAUGCCAGCAAUGUCCUCAGAGAUUCAACUGCUGCCUUGAAUGUUGCUUAAACUUCAAAGAUCAGAGCCACCAACUAAUAAGAAGUCAAUUAAUAAUAAUACUUCUCAGCUUAAGAACACUUAAACAGUGUUUUGAGUGCUGCAGAAACAGAAGCUGGAUACUUCAAGAGAAGAGGAAGAGAUUAUGAAGACGCUCUCCAUGCUAUUGAUGAAGCAUCAGAUAUCUUAGCCGCCAUCUACAGUGGAUCAGGAUCAUUCGCUGAAAUCAGCAGAGUUUCAAAGAGCAUGCUCUAAACUGCCUUCAACAUCAAGGAAACCGCCAAGUUUGCCCCAGUCUUCUAUGCCUUCGCUUAAUUGGCUGCCCAAGAAGGAUAACUCGACGAAUCAGCCCUUGAAAGAGUUGCUUAACUUUUGGAAACCUUGAGAGGAAACAUCCAAGAAGCCUACAACGACUUCACUGAAUCAAAUGCUGUUUCAGUUGCUGCCUUCAAUGACUAAAAGGACAGAUUAGGAUAAACCAUCGCUAGACUUGAAGCCUAAAACGAAAGACUCUAAAAUAAACUUGAUUCAUUGAACCAAUAAAUCGGAACUCAAUCAGCUAUUGCAUAAACCGCCUCAGGAAAACUCUAAAGAAACCAAUAACUUUGGGAUUAAGCCUAAGCUUUGUGCUCAACCUUCGCCAACGAAUACAACUAUGCCACCUAAGCCAGAAGAAACGAACUCUAAUUGGUUGCUGAAUUAGAAGAGAUGGUUGAAGCUAGAUUCAACUAAGUUGAAGAUGAAAACCACGAAAGAAACCAAAGACUUGCCAACCAAGCUUGAUCUUGUUUUCAUUUUCAUUAAACAAUAUAAAUUUAAUAAUUC
Messenger RNA from Paramecium octaurelia, 1624 nucleotides. Lineage: Eukaryota; Ciliophora; Oligohymenophorea; Peniculida; Parameciidae. The record is from the annotation of a GenBank genome assembly.